UCGCCCGAGGUCGGUUCUUUUCUACGUAGCAACGCCACUGCCAAUAAAUUUAUUGCAGCUAUCUGUGCUGGACCAAUCGCAUUGAAAUCUCAUAAUAUCUGUUUGGGUCAAAGGCUUACUUCCUAUCCGUCAAUGAAGGAUAAAUUUGAUGGUUAUGUUUAUGUCGAAGAGCCUGUUGUCGUCGAUGGAAAGUUAGUUACUAGUCGAGGGCCGGGAACAGCUAUACAAUUUGCCCUCAUGUUGGUGGAGCUUCUCGUUAACAAGGAAACAAGAGAAAAACUGUCUAAUGGAAUGCUUCUUUAA
Molecule: messenger RNA, 303 nt
Organism: Protopolystoma xenopodis
Lineage: Eukaryota; Metazoa; Platyhelminthes; Monogenea; Polystomatidea; Polystomatidae
Source: the annotation of a GenBank genome assembly